Messenger RNA from Cooperia oncophora, 1263 nucleotides. The record is from the annotation of a GenBank genome assembly. NCBI's taxonomy places the organism in Eukaryota, Metazoa, Nematoda, Chromadorea, Rhabditida, Trichostrongylidae.
AUGUCGGAUUCCUUUAUUAGAUCACGGCGACGUGUUGACGAUACCGGUUCCACAUCACACGCAGUAUCAUCUGUCGUUUUUGAUCACGACACCAAAAAGGAGUCAGCUAGUGUAACUCCGUCAUUUUUUGGAAACUAUACUUCACUAAGUAGUACCGUUUUUGGAGCUUCCCCUACUCAGCUUUGGAAUUCCGCGCAGGAAGCCAUCUCCUCGAUCCCAUCCCCGCUGUAUUAUCCUUCUGAGCAGCUACCGUUAGAAGAUUCAACGACUGAGAAAGCCUUUCCUGUGUUAAGUGUAUUUGGAGAUCCGCUAGAUUCACUCAGUUUUACAAUGCCGUCAAGGGACAGAACUGCCGAGUUCAGGACAACAUGCAAAUCCUUGCAGAUGAAGAUUCACUCAAAUGGCUUUGUUCCGCACACCAAGAAGGAAAUUCUCAAUAGUUCAGUGCACUUCAAUCAAUUGGCAAAAAGAAUUGGACGCGAUUUAAGCCAGACAUGCGCAAAGAUGGAGAGGCUAGCCGAAAUGGCCAAAAAGAAAAGCCUUUUCGAUGAAAAAAGUGACAUGGAUCAUCUCUCCAGAGUUGUCAAGGAGGACAUCACCAGCUUAAAUAAGCAAAUAGCCGCUUUGCAAGAAUUUUCCAGAGAGCGUAAUGCUGGUACAAAGAAUCAAGGAACGGGUCAUUCUCAAUUAGUUGUUGUUGGGCUGCAAUCCAAGUUAGCCAGCGUCAGUAAAGAUUUCCAAAGCGUCCUGGAAAUAAGUACAGAAAAUUUGAAACACCAGAAGAAUAGGCGGGAAAAGUUCUCAAAUGCUGAUCCUUUACCUACCUCUUUCCCCUCUUCUUCAUCGGGUGCAAAUGUCCGUUCUCGAUUGCUUGAUGACGAUAACCAACACGGUGUACCUCGUAUUAACAGUGUUUCAUUGGAUAUGGGUGCAAUGGAGCAAAUGCGUGUACAGCAACAGGUAGUUCUCCAAGAUCAGUCUGACGCGUAUGCUCAAGCGCGUUCUAAUGCAAUGGAGACGAUAGAAGGAUCCAUAUCAGAACUGGGACAAAUUUUCGCGCAGUUGGCGAGCUUAGUUAGUGAACAGGGCGAAAUGAUUACACGUAUUGACUCGAAUGUCGAGGAUACGGCGAUAAAUAUCGAUGCUGCGCACACGGAACUCGUGAAAUACUUCCAUAAUAUUAGCAAAAAUCGAUGGCUGAUGAUCAAAGUUUUUGGUGUGCUCAUGGUCUUCUUUAUAGUAUUCGUUUUAUUCCUUACGUAG